AUGGUAGAUACAGGUCAGAACUAUUUAUCAUCGAGUGAAUACAGAGACACUACCCAGUUAAUAUCUCUACCACAAUAUAUCAAUAAAGUACAAAAUACUCAAUACACAGGUGAAGUCAAUAACUACCAACAAACUCAUAACUAUCUCUAUAAUCCACAGGAAACUCUCGCAGCCAAUCAGACAGUGAUAUCUAAUGCGUAUACGAGGUUCGCUCAAUAUCCUCAACCAAUCACUUCCCAUUCCUACCAACUUCAAACAAAUAUCCACGAUAUUGGCGAAAUUAUUCCUAGUGUAAAUUAUAACUCAAACUCAAAUCUUGGAAUCAAUGGUUCACAAAACUCAUCCAGUUUACUUACUUCGUCUCAAAACAGCAACCAAGUUUCCUUCGCCGAUAUUUUACUUGAUCAUAAUUCGUCCAAUACCAGUAGUGGAACACUGUCUGCUUCAGAUUUAGAAGUGCUGAGUUCGUGUCUCCAAAUUUCACAAGACGGUCAACUGUCAUCUUCGGAACAUUCUGUGAAUCCAGAAAUUCUGCUCAAUCGACCUCAGAACUCCGACAUGAUUUACACGCAUUUUGAACAAACGGAAGUGGCAGCUAAUGAAGACUGUGUAACGAGUGAAAUGUAUGAACAAGCGUCUGCGCCAUCUCGAAAGCAACGUGUGGAAGACAAGCGAAGAACUAUGAAGGUGUCGUGUCAGGAAGAAAAAGCCGGACGUGAGAAUAAAAAAAGUGUUAUUGUUUGGGACGAUGUGACGUCACUUCCUGAGAAAAUCUCACUUCCACUUCCACCUUACUGUGAUUGUGAAAAUAUCCUGAUAGACACGGAAGAAAAAAUCAAACAACAAAGUUAUAUUAAAAAUAAAAAAGAAAUAAUUUUACGACACGUUGGAAGAGUUGUAAUCAAUGAUAUAGAAUUGUGUAGUUUCGUUCGAAAUGAGACAGCGUACAUCAGUUCUGGACAAUUAUUUUCCACUGGAAUAUUUAAUAAGGCAGCUCAUCAGUUAUUUUCCUCAUGCGGCAAAAGUUUCCCGUCAUUUGUCGACCGGUUAUUAAUUGAAGAGCGUGAAUACAUGAAACAAAAAGGAUUUCUGUCUCAAACCGAAACGAAGUCAGCGUUAUUCAGUGCAGGAUUUGUAGGUUGGAUUAUUGACUAUUUAAACCGAGAUGUGAAUGACAAGAAUCGAACAAUCAUUUACGAAAAAUAUUUAGGUCACCAUUGUUCAAAAUAUAAAAGUCUGAAAUCGUGGCAGGCCCCAACUCCACUACCUAUACCAACACGAACUUAUAUCAGAACUAAACCUAAAAAUAAAACAACAGGCUCGGAUAUGAUAACAACUUAUCUGGUAAGGGAUGGUAAAACAGAUAAAUUCACUGUCGCGGAAAUUGGACGGCUGAUGUUCAGUGAUAAGAUUUUAGCCGCGUUUAUGUUAGACGACGGACGAGAAAUUGUGUGCGUUAAUUUUUAUCAAGUCGUAGUUUACGCUCCUGGGGUAAGUUUUACGGAAUUUUACAGCCUUGUGAAAGAAUUUAAUUGUAGACUAAUUACAAGCCCUGACGGAGUCAAAAAUCAUUUUAAAGCUUUAAAGCAAGAAGUACCUGUAGCGUUUCUCGAAUCGGAAUGGAUCAAGUUGUCCAGCUUCAUGCAGAUUUGUUCUUAUUUACUGGGCAAAUUACCUCACAAACAUCAGGCCAAGGUUUAUUUUAAUCAAAUUCUUAAAUCAAAACCAAGAGAAAUAUUCGGACAUGAAUUAAAGAUUUCUUUAUCUAAAAUAACUUUUCCGGAAACUGAAACAGGUGUUGUAAAUUCUGGAGAUAUUUUAUCAAUGGCUGCAGCUUCUGCCAAUAUUGGAACGGAUUUCGUUCAAAACUCAGAAGUUCUUAUACAACCUCAACUUGCACACGGAUCCAGGAAAUCAAUUUCAAAAUCAAAUGAUAAAGGUCAAAAUUCUCAGCUAGAACUUAAAAAAAUGGUGGUCACGAAAGCUCAAAAUUUGAAAAAAAGAGGACGUCCACCUACUCAAGCACGUUUCCAUUUACUCAAAGACUCAACAGAAUCAGAGACAAAAACUUGCGCAGUACAAACUGAUCUGGAUUGUGAAGACUCGUGUGAAAGUGUGCCAAAUAUAGAUUUAACCCAUAUCCAUGUUGAUGAUUCAAUUCCAGCCGUUUCUAAGGUUACAGCAUCUUCUCACACAAACUCUACAUCUGUGUCAAAAACUGUCACUCAAAAUGAUCAAAACUCGAUAACGGAAGUCAACUCUCCUGUGCCAAAAGUUCAAAAUACUAGUAUAAGUGAUAUCGAGUCAAAAACAUUUUCAACGGACGUGAAUUGCAGACCCAAAACUCAUGUAAAUGAAGAGAGUGGUAGAUCAAAAUAUCGCGAUGCUGCAACAGGAAGUGACCAAGAAAUGGGCAGCAGAAUGAAAGUGGCAGACGCUGAACUCUCGUCUGCUAUUGAAACUAUAAACAAUCUGGAUUUUUUAAAUGAUUCUUUUGAGUUGGAUUCGUCCUCGCCUGACAAACUUCGGAUCGAUCUGUCUGCCUCCAGGAAUGGCGCCUCAACUCCCAGUGUAUCAGACACCGAGAAUAUCAGCAACGGGAGAAAAGAACACACCAUCAUGUCCAAUUCCAAUGUGACGGUCAUAGCCAAUAAUACGGGAGAAGAAAUAUUCGAAUGUGUUCCUCUAUUUUCAUUGGCUGAAUUAGUUCAGAAAGACGAAGGAAACAUGCUCAAUCCAUAUUCUCCGUUUAAAUCCGCAGAAAAUACAAUCCCCUUGAAUCAACUGGAAGAAAAUGACUACUCAGAAAGUUUCAAUAACCAGUCCCCUGCCAAAACUCAACGAAAUUGUCUAGAAAGUUUUGAGGACAGUUAUGGGCCAAUGAAAAAGAAUUGUAUGAAUUCGAACGCAGAUUUAAAAACAUUGAACCAAGUGAUAUUAGGAGAGGAGCCUGAUUGGGUGUUGAGUCCACAGAAAUCGUCCAAUACAAUGGCUAGUUUGUUCGACACUCCGAAAACUUCACCGCAACUGGAUAGAUCUGAUCCUAAAACUCCACGACUUCAAUCUUUGUGUCAGAAAUUUAAUAAACUAGAAAGGGAAGCAACUCCAAACACUUCUCUUCAUUUUUUUGCUGAGAUUGCGUCUGCUUCUGAAGACAUAGUAGAAAAUAAUUCAACACUUUCAAAAAAAAAAUCCAGACCAACCUUUCCAGUGAAACUUUUAAAACAUGUGUCAAAUGUGUCGAGUUUUCUGAAUCGAGAUUUAAAACUGAAUAAAGCUACGCUAUUUAAAAACAAGUUUAUGUUGAAUAUCAAACUAAAGAAAACCAUGCUGAGUCUUUAUCGUAAUUUAGGAACUGAUUCAAGCCUGAUGGAAUCCUUCCAGAAAUUGUUAAAACUGACUGUUUUACUUCUGUCUAAAAUCUGUACCAUUUCUGAACUUCAGAGAAAUUUAGAUCUGUUGAAAAAUCACAGAAACGUUUCAGAAACUCAAACUGUUGAUUCUGAAGAAUUGGAACGAGAUGAAGAGAUGGAAGUUACUUUCACAGAAAUCAGGUCUGUUCCAGCGACAAAAGUGAACGCAAAAAAUGAUGAAAAUGUGGAGAAAAUCGAAUCAAAUUUAUCAAAGAAUACUUCCAAUACUCUUCAAAAUGAAGAAAAAGCUUCUCGCGUGCCAAUGUCCCAAACGAAUAUUUCCGAGGAAGUUUAUGUUAAAGACUGUUCUGAUAAAGAAAAGGCAACUCUUGAAUCAAACUGUAUUAUAAUCCACCAAAACAUACUUCAAGAAACUGUUUCAUCCCCUGAAAAAUCUAGUCCCUCAAAAUACAAAUCUCGAAAACGAAAAUUAAGAGACAUUUUUCCUCAGAAUGAAGACAAAGAACUUGCAGGUGCCAUUUUGAAUCACAAACAAACUUCUUCAGAUGUUGAAAUUCAUUUCCCAAAUUCAAAAAAAUCCAAAUUGGUAUCCGACAAUUCUGAUAAGACUGAUGAGGGGGUUGAAAAUGCACCUCUUGCAAUCAAUUUGGAUAAAAAUAGAACUGAAAGUUCAAAAACUAGUGGAGAAAAUGUAAAAAUAAAUAGUGAAAGUACGACAAUGUGUAACAGUGAAAAAUAUCCAGCAUUAUUACAAAGUUUAUUAAACUCUUGUCCUAUUUAUUCAAAACCCAGUUUAAAUACCUCAAUAUUGAGAAAACCUGAACCUAAAACUUUUGAUGUGUGUGUGAACACUACGACUGAAAAAUCCUCUCCGCUAGGGGAAUGUGAGACCCCUCAGCCUCCAUCCUUGCCAGAAACAAACUCUUCACAAACCCCUCAGACACAAUCCAUGUCAAAGAAAAGUUAUUCACAAGGUAAAUGCAGUAAUAAGACUUUGAGAGAAAAAUGUUUUCCAUAUCAAGGUAAAUGUGUUACUUCACAAACUCUGUCUUCGCUAGAAAAUAAUUCACAACAAGAAACAAGUGAAAUCACUCAAAAUGGACGUCUGCCAGAAGAUAAAUUUCCGGUCGUGUCUGGUAAACGAAGACGAAAAAAACCUGCGAAAUUCGAUGAGGAAUUUUUAUCGCGUCCCAAACCGAAAGCUGAGAAAAAACAAAAGAAAACGUUUCUUGAUAAGUAUAAACAAAAUGGAAAAUUCUCUCAUCAGAGUUUGAUUGAAAAACACUCGAAACCUGUUAAAGAAAGAAAAAAAAAACAUAAUGAUAUUGCUAUGGAAGAAUUACCCACAAAUGAAGAAAUUUUCGUGUAUAUUCCCCCCGUCUAUGGAGCGAAUGAUAACGUUAUUGACAAUUCAACGCAGAUAAUUCCUGCAUCAAAAUUCAGACGGCGUAGUAACAAAAUUAAAGACAUUUUGAAGGAAAGUGAUUCUGAACGAGAUAAGGAAGAGACAGUGUUAAACAGUGCUAAAACAUCGCCUGAGGACAUUCGACCAUCAUAUAGUGUAAUAGACUCCAAUGGGAAAAUUCUCCCCUCUCCCAAACCAAAUAACACGAAUCGUAAAAUAUCUAUGAGUAGUGGUGCUAGUGGAAAUGGGGAGAAAUAUGAAAUAUUUCAAAGUUGUUAA
Messenger RNA from Lottia gigantea (owl limpet), 5058 nucleotides. RefSeq lists its product as hypothetical. The record is from RefSeq and is a predicted model, not a curated record. Bases 1 to 5058 code for a protein of 1685 amino acids. Lineage: Eukaryota; Metazoa; Mollusca; Gastropoda; Lottiidae. The transcript has 3 exons.